CAACACGCGCUAUCGAUCAACUGACAUCUCUCAAAUAAUCGAUUCAUUUCAAUUUCGAAUUUUAAUAAAAUUAUUCAAUUCGAAUUAUCGAUAAUCGAAUUUCCAAUUCGAAUUUAGUGCGUUCCAUUUUGACAUUCAAAUUGGGAACAUAGUGUCCCAUUUUGGACCAAUUGGAGACAGUGGGAUCCAAUUUUGGAACAAGGGACAUAUAGUGCGUUCCAUUUUUUUGGAAUUUAGUGUAGUGAAGAUAGAAAUUUUCGAACAAACUGCGAUGACCCCAGUGGGACUUCUGUUUAAAGUGAACAGUGAGGGCCUUUUCACGAGUCCAGUGAAUGCGUCCCCGGUGGACUACGCAAAGAUAUAUCCUGAUCCAGAAUCGGAGAAGGCUAUAAUGGGUUCGGUGGUGUACUGCAUCCACCACAAGGAGGGUUGCCAGUGGUCCGAUGAACUCAGAAAAUUGAAGGCGCAUCUAAACACGUGCAAGCACGACGCAGUGCUGUGCGCGGCGCAAUGCGGCGCGAUGAUCCCGCGGGUGCUGAUGCAGGACCACCUGCGGUAUACUUGCCCGCGUCGCAGAGCCAACUGUGAGCACUGUGGCAAGGAGUUCUCCGGGAGCGCUCUGGAGGAGCACAGCGGCAACUGCGGCCACGAGCCCGUGUACUGCGAGAACAAGUGCGGCGCGAAGGUGCAGCGGCGGCACACGCAGCAGCACAUACAGCAGCACUGCAGCAAGCGGCUCGUGCCUUGUAGGCAUUGCGGCCAGCGGUAUACUCAGGACACAGUAGCGGCUCACGGCGCGACGUGUGCCCGCGCGCCGGUGCCGUGCCCGCAGCGCUGCGCCGCCGCGCCCGCGCGCGACGAGCUCGACGCGCACCUGCGGGAACACUGCGCGGCCACUGCCAUGCCCUGCGCGUAUCGAGAUGCGGGCUGCAGGUUUAAGGGUACGCGGCAAGCGCUCGACCGCCACACAGAAGAGAGCUGUCAAGCGCACCUCGCGCUAGUGUGCAGUGUGGCCACCCGCCAGGCGCGCCAGCUCGAAGCCCUGCGCUCCGCCCUCGCGAGACUCGCCCUUAACCAGUCUGGAGCCCUGGUGUGGAGGGUCACGGACUUCGCCGCGAAAAUGGCGGAGGCCAAGUGCAAGGAGGGCGUCGAGUUGAUUUCACCUGCGUUUUAUACGAGCCAGUAUGGUUAUAAGUUACAGGCGUCUCUAUUCCUAAACGGCAACGGUGCCGGGGAAUCCACACACAUGUCCGUGUACAUCAAAAUCUUACCCGGCGAGUACGACGCGUUGCUCCGCUGGCCGUUCGCUCACACCGUCUCUUUCACACUAUUCGACCAAAGCUCCACGCCAGACAGAGCAUGCAAUAUCGUCGAGAGCUUCGUCCCGGACCCCACGUGGAAGAACUUCCAACGACCCUCCAAAGAACCCGACGCGCUGGGCUUCGGCUUUCCCAGAUUCGUCUCGCACGAAAUGCUCAAAAAAAGAAAUUUCGUCAAAGACGACGUCCUCUUCCUCCGGGUCAAAGUCGACCCGAGCAAAAUAGUCGCCGUGUAAACCAAAAUAGUCACUGUUAUUUAGUAUUAGAUAAUUUAAAAGUCAUAGAUGUAACGUGUACAUAGCUAGAUGUAGAUCCGUUCGGAUAGUUGUACCGGCGAGUCGUUCGGCUCGUUCAGAUUUCUAUUCCCGAUUUCCUUUGACUAAUUGGUAAAUGUAAAUACUUAGUUAAGAGCGCGUUCGCUGCAUUGUUAUCCUUUCACUGAAGAUCUCUUGAAUUUCAUUGCCGACGGAUGGACGUAACAAACUGAGCUUGUUUCAAAGAAAAUCGGCUUAAAAUAUUUUUACACUAAUAUUCUGUGCCAUAUAAUUUUAUGAUACACACAUUUUUAUAGGAUCCUGCAAAAAUCGUGUGUUGCAACCGUUUGUUCGUGAGACAUUUUUGGUCGCCUUAACAGAUUAAAAAAGGCGUUUUGAAAAAUGUAUGAACUAGAUUUAUUCAAACAUGUUAUAUAAUAAACUUUGAGACACGUUUAGCUUUGUUAUUCGGCAGAUCUUUGUAUAUAUUAUCUUAUUUGCAUAAUUUAUCUAAAUAUAUAUUUAUUGUAUAUAUAUACAGAUUGACAUCUUCGAAUUGUAUUGUAAAUAUAAAAAAAUAAAGAAAAUCUCGUAUUCGUGUGUUUAACAAGCUGGAGCUAGACCAAAGUGUUUUGAUAACUUUGCGUGAAAAAGAUGUUGUACAUUAUGUGGAGCAAAGUUAUUCAACGCAAAUAAAAGACGGCCAAGUCGUUAACUUUUAUUUUAUGUGUAAGGGUUUGUGUCAAAUGUAAUCUCGUGUAUUCUAAGUUUCACAAAUUCAUUUUCUAAAUUAUACUUUGGAUCUCUAGAGAACGCUUGCUUGAUUUUGAAAAUUAAUCUCAACUGUAAUGUUACAUUCCAGAGCAUUAUUGUAAGAACGACAUUAUAAUAUGUCGUUACAACAUAUUUUGUAUUCCUCUGUAGUCUAAGUAUAAAGACGUAUUUCUUAUAAACGAAGCGUGUAAGCAAGCUUGAAGUCAUGCUGUCCUACUCUAACGCGAUAAAACGCAAUAAAUUAACUAGUGAGCGUGAAAGAGAUAGCAUUACUUCAGGCGGUAUAAUUUACAAUUUUGUUUAUUUUAUACGAGUGUUUUUUCAUUCAGUUCAAUGCCAAUGUCUUACGAUAAGUUUAGGUUCCAAUCUAGAGAUUUAGAUCUAUUAGAUAACCUAGCUUAGAUUUUUAAGUACCUUAUGAAUAAUGACAAUGAGACUAACAAAUGUAGUUUUUAAUUAGUUGUAAGUUGCGUUUACGCAUUCUAUAUGUAUGACGUAUGUACAUGAUAGUUUAUAAGGUGAAAAAUAUAUUUUUUUCUUAAAAUA
This is a messenger RNA of Colias croceus (clouded yellow), 2893 nucleotides long. RefSeq names its product TNF receptor-associated factor 4 (gene Traf4). Gene Ontology annotation, molecular function: zinc ion binding; protein binding. The coding region runs from base 272 to 1555 and encodes 427 amino acids. The record is from RefSeq and is a predicted model, not a curated record. Gene Ontology annotation, cellular component: plasma membrane signaling receptor complex. The transcript is spliced from 8 exons. Gene Ontology annotation, biological process: protein K63-linked ubiquitination; regulation of canonical NF-kappaB signal transduction; regulation of apoptotic process. NCBI's taxonomy places the organism in Eukaryota, Metazoa, Arthropoda, Insecta, Lepidoptera, Pieridae.